Molecule: messenger RNA, 633 nt
Organism: Saccharomyces mikatae IFO 1815
Lineage: Eukaryota; Fungi; Ascomycota; Saccharomycetes; Saccharomycetales; Saccharomycetaceae
Gene: ACM1
Product: Acm1p
Exons: 1
Coding region: 1-633 (210 amino acids)
Source: RefSeq, a predicted model, not a curated record
AUGAUAUCACCAUCCAAAAAGAGAAGCAUUUUAUCCAGUAAAAACAUUAACCAAAAACCACGGGCCAUAAUAAAAGGAAACGAACUUCGCUCACCAUCAAAGAGAAGAUCGCAAAUAGACACGGAUUAUGCAUUAAGGCGAAGUCCCAUAAGGACAGUUCAAAUUCCAAAAAACACACAGUUUCUGGUCUAUGAAGAAACAAUAGAAGAAAGAGAUCACAUUAUUAACAGCCACAAGAAAGAAGUAUGCAAUAAUAAGAUAUUUUUAUGUAAUGAAAAUAAUCCUUCACAAGUAAAAGAAAACCUCUCGCCCGGUAAACUUUGCCCUAAUGAAACGGUCCGUUUAAGAGAAGGACGGAGAACCGCAUUAAAGGAUUUAAGCAUUGAUGAGUUCAAGGGUUACGUGCAAGAUCCUCUCACUGAUGAAACGAUACCGUUGACAUUGCCAUUAGGCACCAAAAAAAUUACUCUGCCCAGUUUUGUCACUCCGCCAAGAAAUUCGAAGAUCUCUGGUUUUUUCACUGGUAAGCACCAAGGACAGAAUCCAAAAACUACGUUCUCUCGUUCGACCGAUGAUGUACAUCAAAACAAAGUAGUGAGAAAGCUUUCCUUUCGCAUCUGUGAAGAUGAAUAA